Messenger RNA from Lepisosteus oculatus (spotted gar), 6559 nucleotides. RefSeq names its product salt-inducible kinase 1 (gene sik1). Gene Ontology annotation, biological process: protein phosphorylation; intracellular signal transduction. Gene Ontology annotation, molecular function: protein serine/threonine kinase activity; ATP binding. The record is from RefSeq and is a predicted model, not a curated record. Gene Ontology annotation, cellular component: cytoplasm. Lineage: Eukaryota; Metazoa; Chordata; Actinopteri; Semionotiformes; Lepisosteidae.
GGAGUUUCCCAGCCGGGUAUUACAGAGUAGCUUUCCGCGUGCCUGUGGAACGCACAGAAAGUGCCGACUACAAUGUAGCCAGAAGUGAAGCACAGUUCGAAAAAAAAACAAAACGGCUUGUACAUAAACUGCACCUCUGUAUAUAUUUCACUAAGUUCCUUACUGGCUUGUUCAACUCCAUUGCACCUUUUGUUUUUAUUUCUUCGGCGCGCAAGAUUUUAGGAAGUGCUCUUUCGUCAGGAUAUUCAAGAAAAGGACUUAACUUCACGUACGCAGCGAGGAGUUUUUUUUUUCUUCUGUCCGGGCGUAAGGUCUGGUAGAAAACACAUUGCAAUACUGAACACAAUACGACACCCUGCGCCAUGGUGAUCAUGUCUGAAUGCAGCCCGGAGCCCGUACCUACCCAGCCUCACGGAAGGCCCUUACAGGUCGGCUUUUACGAGAUCAUUAAAACGCUGGGGAAAGGCAAUUUCGCCGUGGUCAAACUGGCCAGGCACAAAGUUACCAAAACACAGGUGGCCAUUAAAAUAAUAGACAAGACGAGGCUGAAUUCCUCAAACCUGGAGAAGAUUUACAGAGAAGUUCAGAUCAUGAAGCUGCUGAAUCACCCUCACAUCAUCAAGCUGUAUCAGGUCAUGGAAACGAAAGAUAUGCUGUAUAUUGUAACCGAAUAUGCGAAGAAUGGAGAAAUGUUCGAUUACCUAUCCUCCAACGGCCGGCUGAGUGAAGACGAGGCCCGCAAGAAGUUCUGGCAGAUCCUGAUGGCUGUGGAUUACUGCCACAGACAUCACAUUGUCCACAGAGACCUCAAGACCGAGAACCUCUUGCUGGACGCCAAUAUGAAUAUCAAAUUAGCAGACUUUGGCUUUGGGAACUUCUACAAUGCUGGGGAUCCCCUGUCCACAUGGUGUGGGAGCCCCCCUUAUGCUGCUCCCGAGGUCUUUGAAGGCAAAGAGUACGAGGGACCCCAGCUCGACAUCUGGAGCCUCGGUGUGGUCCUGUAUGUCCUGGUCUGCGGAUCUCUGCCGUUCGAUGGAGCCAGCCUGCCCGCGCUGAGACAGAGAGUGACGGAGGGCCGCUUUCGAAUCCCCUACUUCAUGUCACAAGACUGUGAAAACCUGAUCCGGAGGAUGCUGGUAGUGGACCCAGCCAAGCGCAUCAGCAUCGCCCAGAUCAAGCAGAGCCGCUGGAUGCUGGCUGACCCUACAGCACAGCAGCAGGCUCUGUCUGUGUCGAUCACAGACUACAACUCCAACCUGGGAGACUACAGUGAGCCAGUCCUGGGCAUCAUGCAGACCUUGGGCAUCGACAGGCAGAGGACCAUUGAGUCGCUGCAAAACAGCAGCUACAACCACUUCUCUGCCAUUUACUACCUGCUGCUGGAGAAGGUGCGGGAGCAUCGCAGCAGCCAGCUGAGCCGCCAGUGCAGCACCCGACCACCGAGACACAGAAGCGGCCCCGACUUCGCCCCCGCCGAGGCACCUCAAGAACCCUCCGACUGCCUCAGAACAGCCUGUCCUUUCCCAGCCGUGCAGAGCGCCCCCUAUCACUCCGACGCUGAUUGCGACUCUGCUGGCCUCUUCCAGAGGGUAGUGUUUCCACUUGAGGCCAGCUUGAACGGACUGUUGCAGAACCGCUCCAUCUCACCCAACAGCCUCCUGGAGAACACCAUUAGCGAGGAAGUGCGCCCCAGUGAUCUGGAGGAAGAGGAGGGGCUCCAGGUGGCUGCACCUCUUUGCCCCCCCAACAACACUUCCCGGCGACACACCCUAGCUGAGGUCUCCGCCCACUUCCACCAGUGCAGCCCUCCCUGUAUCGUGGUCUCAUCAGUAAACCCCUCAGAGGGAGCGUCUUCUGACAGCUGCCUGAAGUCCUCUAUCAGCACUGGGCCUGCCCUGGUCAAAGGAGGCUACACAAACUUCCUCGCCUCGGCCGGGGGCACAGGAGCCUACAUCCAGACUGGCACCCCCUUCACACAGUCCUCAACCCUGCUGCUGCAACCCCAGGGCUACCAGGCCACUGCCAGCCUCCCCGGCGCCAACUUCCAGGAAGGCCGCAGGGCAUCGGACACCUCCCUCACUCAAGGGCUCAAGGCGUUCCGGCAGCAGCUGCGGAAGAACACGCGCUCCAAAGGCCUGCUGGGGCUGAACAAGAUCAAGGGCCCGGCCAGGCAGGCGUGCCCCUGCCCCUGCCCCCGCGCAGGGCGCGGCGCUCUCGGCCCCUCGCUCGGCACGUCGAGCGACCGCCGGAGCCUGCUGGAGGAGGUGCUGCAUCAGCAGAGGAUGCUUCAAUUGCAGCACCAGCAGCAGCAGCAGCAGCCUAGCCUGUUUCUCAGCCAGCAGCCUGCUCCCCUCCCCUCCGGCCUGUUUCCCCCCGCCGCGCUGCUUUCCGAGUCGAACGCCCUCGACGCCACCCCCUUGCUCCUGCGGGGCUGUCACACCCCCGGCCCCCAGCGCCAACUCCUGAGCCAGCCGCCGGAGCGCCUGUCGCCCAUCUCCUCCGCGGCCCACCUCCUGGAGGCCCGCCUGCACAUCCACGGCGGCCCGACCUACCUCCCGCGCUUCUCCUUCCAGCUCCCGGACUGCGAAAUGGAGGAUCUCACCAGCAGCCAGAUGAGCAGCUGUGUGCUGGUGAAGUAGACCAGGCAGAGAGGAGAGGGAAGUGCAUCUUUUGUCCUGGCAUGGAUCUGAAAAACAGCUUCUCCAGCACCUCUGAACACAUACGCAGAUAGACAUGUGUAUUUAUAUGAAUAAGCAAUAAGUUAACACCUGUUGACAAAAACCCAGCCUUUCCUGGACAGCCUGAGAAGCAAGACUAAAGCAGGCUGAAGGUCGGGGAUCCAGUUACAUGUCACGGGAGUUUAAGACUGGUCUGACUUGAAAUCCUAAGGGCCAGUGCGAAGGAUAUCCAGCGAGGUGCAGGAGCUCUGAUAGGAGCAUAGAAGGAGUCUGUCUUCCUGAGAAGUUCUGAGUGUAGGAUUCAAGGUCUGCUGACAGACGUGGACCCUUAUUUUCCACUCGGGGCACACUGUGGGCGAACCGCCCACUUCUGACUAAGUUAAUGGUUGGCCCUUUGAGGAAACCGGGGCCCUAAAUCUCUUGCUAUUGUUGAUUUCACUUCUUUAGGAAAGACCAAAGUUUUUUUUUUUUGAAUUCUUGAACAUGAACAGUAUCAGCAGUUUCCAGUACUUCCUAUGAACAUUCUUAGAGAGCUGCACGUUUCUUUUUUUUCUAAGUCACAGUUAAGUCGGCCUUACAGAAAUAAAUCUUGCAUUGGAUUGGGUCUAGAGACAGUGACAGGUACUGCUAAAACUAGGGUAUAGUAUUUUAAUAACUGAGCACAGCAGAUACCCAAGUUUACUUGAUGGCACCAGCUUUGCAGUGUUUGGACACUGUGUACCGAUAAGCUAUAGAAUAACCAUUAACCUGGUGUAGUUUAUAAACUUAGUAAAUGCAUUAGCUAUAAUUUCAGUUUUCCUGCCUUCAGCCAUAUUGACCUGUAGGUCUAAGACAAACUUCUUGUCAUUGAGAUUGGAAUUUGAUAUUGUGUUAUUGAUGAUCUCUUGGCAUCUGCAAUACGUUUUCGCAGGUUUCAGAGUCAUGGGCCAGACAAGAAGGUCUGCAGUAUGGAAAACAGGGUUUACUCUUCUGUGGUACUUUGUAUGCUAUUUUUUUGUUUAAAGGUUUGGUUGCAAUUGUGACAAAACACCAUUGAACAUGUAACAAAUUGGUUCUAAUACAUACCGUUCAUGGGGUUUUCAUGGGGUGCUCGUUUCCGUUUGUUGAAUUAAUCUGCUGUCUUAUGACCUCAGAAGAUUGCAAGUUCACGUUCAUACUAAAUUGCUGUGGUGAUGUAAUGCUUGCUGAGAUCUCUCCAACAAUAUGUUAGUGCUGGAGAGAGAGACUGUCAGUGGUAUCUCACGAAUCAACCAAUCGAGAGCUUAUCUCCAGGCAGAGAGAUUCCUGAUCCCACAAUACCUUUAGAUACCGUAUCGCUACCUCUGUACUGCAGGUGACUCGGGCACGCUGCGCCCAUGCUUCCUGACACAUUCGGGUUUUUUCAGACGCAAAAUCCGGGUCAUCACGUUUGACUCUGGCAUCUGCAAUCUGCAGUGGAAACCAGUUCAUGAAUGCAACUUAGAGCAAACUUGAUCAUUACCUCAGUCUCGGCUUCAUUCCGCUCUGCAUGGCAUCUUUUCCAUCUUUUCCUGUCAGAGACCGCUGGGGUACUGUUUGGGAUUGUUGUCCCCAGACAGACGGGAAAAUUAUAGUAUUGUUAUGUAUCUGCUGGCCGCUCUGUAUUAAUUUUAAGUGUGACAUCUUUGAAGUUGAUCAGUUCCAAACCUCCCCCCCCCCUUGAGCAUGGAUAUUUUGAAGCGCUAUGUAUGGUACAGCCACAGAUCUGAUUUGGUCAAGGUGUUGCGCUGGUUUCAAAUGACCAAGCAAUUGAAUCUUCUAGAACAUUGUAAUGUCAUGCAGAAAGAACCACCCCAAUGCAACAUUUAUUUCACAUAUAAUUUUUACAUGAUACAUGAACAAAUUAGCCAUGUAUUCGGCACUUUUGCAGUGGGAUUGAAAACAAUUUCUGCCUUUUCUCUGUUCAAAAAUCCCCAGAUUUUAUUACCUCAGUUUAAGCUAAUGAUUUUUUUUCUGAUAAAGCUUCAAGUGUUUCCUUGCAGAGAUUUGUACAAACAGAACAAAGAUGUUUUUGGGGGUGUAUGUGUGCAAUAUUUUAUGGUGAGAUGUCGAUGCAGAGAUUAUAUAUAUAUAUAGAAUUGAUUUUUUUUAAUUUGUCACUCUAAAGAAUGUACUGGUUAGUUUCUUUUUCUGAAAAGAAACUGAAGCAAGGCAUUUCCAUGUUCGUUUCAUAACGUAUUGCUAGAGGAGAGCCCUGGUUUAAAACAAUGUGAUAGCCUAGAGAAGGCUACAAGUUAGCUCUACAUGCUCUAGGUUCAAGCUUAUUUUUUAUUUUGCCUUCAUGUCAUUGGAAGCUUGUUUUGUAGCAAAAGGCAGUAUUAGGACAAGCCAAAGUGACUCAUUUGAAGUGCAGAUUCUGUCUUUGCUAGACAAGUUACUAGGACUGAAAAGAACAUUGAAUAUCAGAGUGCUAUGUUUUGCUCUAGCUCAUACUUUGGGGUGACAAAAUGGGGUUUUCCUGUAAAAGGGCCAUGGCUGAUAUACUUUUGAACUGCAUGUUUUUAAAGUUGUUUUAGCUACAGGCUAACUGGAUUCUGAAGGUUGCAUUAGCUGAGAUGGUAAGAUGCAAGGAGAAAAUACUCUUUUUCCCGCUCAGUAAUAACCAUGAAUAAGAAACAACCCAUAUUGGCAAAGAUAAGAUUCACAGCCAUCUUUGCAGAACUGGUUAAAAGCUGCUCAAAGGCCAGCAUAGAAACAGCAUUUUAGACGGAUUUGAGCUGCACAGUGACUGGAUAGUGAUUUACAUUAAAUAAUGCAAAUUGUGAUCAUUUGUAGAGAGAAGAGUGAGUGUUGCCUUCACUUGAUGCUGUUUAACUUGAAGUGAAUUAUGACUUCCACAGAUUCAUAAUUAAAAUCACUCCUGAAGCAUGCUAACUCCUUAAGCAUUUAACAGUGCUGCACAUUGGAUAGAACAAUGUAAGGAUUUUUUAGGUGUAAAUAGUAGUGUUUUUUUUAUUUGAAGGUUUGCUCUGGUUUAUUAUAUGGCCUGUGGUUCUGCAUUUGUUAUACAGGACAUUUCAUUUUGUAGGGCUCACUAUUUGAGUCUCAGUUUCUGGAAUAUCUGGAGAGUGUGCAGAAUAUGCUGAUCUGAGGAAUAAGCGUGCCUCAGAAUAGCGUUCAGAAGCUUUUUACCACACUGCAAUGAUUACCUCUUGUUCAAACUGUCUUCCAUAAAUAGUACCAGUUUUGGUUGUUUUCAGGGUUAAAAGCUGAGCAUUUUCACACUUUCCAGAAACCACUUGACAAGUUACACCAAAUUGUGCUUCAAUGUAGUGUGUAAAUAAUUUACAGUUGUGUCUUGGCAAAUGACAUGAUGAAAUGACUUGAUAAGAAUGCAGAAUAGUUUUUAGUUAAAACUAUCCAAUGAAAUCCACUUGAUGAACAGUAUUAGAUUGAACAUUUCACAUGGUGGUGGUGUGGUCACCUCUAGAUCUUCUGCUUGUGCCUUCUGAACAAAUCAAAAUAAAAAACAAAUUCAGUCCCGCUCAUCAUUUGUCAGGCAUGCUGAGGGUCUCUAAGCACAUGUCAAUGGUUUUCUCCAGCCAUGGGCCAUAGAUUCCAAAGCCCCAUUUUUUAUCAUAGUUUUUUUCUGACUUGCAGUGUAUAAGAGAAUGCACUUUAUGACAUGCUGUCUUCUCAGCUCGGAGUUGUUUGUUUAGGAAUCAUUUUGCAGAAUUGUCUGAGUGUACAAGGAAUGAUGUAAUACCAUUUUUAAAGACACUAAGUGUUGAUUUUUUGUUUGAGACAUUUGGAACUUUCUUUUUAUUUGACAUUAAAGAAAUCUUUAUCUGAUAUGGAAGUGAAAGGUAUGUAGGUUGUAUUUAUGUUGCUAUUUAUUUGAAUAAAAUUCACUUCUUACUUUG